This is a messenger RNA of Danio aesculapii, 2322 nucleotides long. RefSeq lists its product as uncharacterized. The transcript has 5 exons. NCBI's taxonomy places the organism in Eukaryota, Metazoa, Chordata, Actinopteri, Cypriniformes, Danionidae. Gene Ontology annotation, molecular function: GTP binding. Bases 288 to 2093 code for a protein of 601 amino acids. The record is from RefSeq and is a predicted model, not a curated record.
AUGAGGAAGAGUAAUAGAGUGAAGCUAUGAAAGUGACCUGUCGGCUUGUUUUGAAUGAGUUACACUUCAUAUUUUUUGAUUAUUAUUAUUUUGAGAUCUGCAAAUGGUUUAAAUCUGAAUGGAAUGGCGUUUCUCUUCAGUUUAAUUGAGUAUUGCAUCAAAACUGCAAAAAGUAGUUUAUCUGUUUAGUGCAUGGAUUAAACGUUAUGGGGAGCUUCGACACUACAUCAAGACCCUCGAUCAAGACUACAAGAUAAAGAAUAAUUUCUGAAGUCCUAGGUGGAAACAUGGAAAAAGUCAAGAUCGAUCACCAUCAAAGAAACUCCAGUGAUGACAGCACUGCUUCACAGCGCAGUAUUAAUCCUCCUCCUUAUUUAGACAGUGAGAAUCUAAAAUAUGCUGUGAAUCAAGAUGUGGUGAAGCGAUCAGGUCAUGAUGCCAGACUUAUUAAUCUAGGUCCUCCAGCAGUUUACAAGCUGAACACUGAAAGAAAAUACAUUGAUGGGACUGAUAAAAAGGUCAGACAGUGGACAUAUGGACGAAGAGACAGAAACAAGCAGAAUAAAGUCAUACUGAUGGUGGGAGAAACCGGCACCGGGAAAACAACAAUCAUCAACACCAUGGUCAACCACUUACUGGGGGUGAAGUUUGAGGAUCAAGAGUUUUAUCAAAUCACAGAGGAAGAAGAACAACAGGCAGAUCAAACCCAAUCCCAGACCUCUGAGAUCACAGUUUAUGAGGUGUUUGUUGAAGAAAACCCAAUAUCUCUGACCAUCAUCGACACUCCAGGUUAUGGAGAUACUCGAGGACACGAGAAAGAUGCAGAGAUUGCAGAAUAUCUGAGCAGAUUAUUUUCAGAUGAGGAUGGGGUUCAUGAUAUUGAUGCAGUGUGUUUUGUGAUGAAGGCGUCUCAGAAUCGACUCUCUGGAAAAGAGCUUUACAUCUUUCACGCAGUUCUGUCUCUGUUUGGUAAAGAUAUCGAGAACAACAUAGUGUUUCUGCUCAGUUAUUCAGAUGGAGGACCACCAGCAGAUGCUCUCAAUGCCAUUGAUAAAGCAGAGAUACCGUGCAGAAGAGACAGCAGAGGAAAACCUGUUCACUUCUUAUUCAACAACCGACAGAAAGAGAAAAGGGAAGAGGAGUAUGAGCAUAUGAUCAGAUCAGCCUGGGAAAUGGGGGAGAGAAGCAUCAACAAGUUCUUCACAAUCAUGGAAGAGAAGAACAGAAAAAGUGUUCAGAUGACGUUAGAUGUGAUGAAGGAGCGAACAAGACUUGAUGCUUGUGUCUGUAAUCUGAAGGAUCGAAUCAUUGAGAAGGAGCAAAAAAAUGAUGAACUGACUCAGAUUCAGAAAGCUCUUAAAGAGAACAGAGACAAGAUUGUAAAAAAUGAAAACUUUCAGUUUAAAGUCAAUAAAGUUGUCAAAGAAAAAGUCCCCAUUGUGAAUGAAUGGUGGUGGAACAGCAACGCAACCUGCUGCUCCGUCUGUAAGGAAAACUGCCAUGAAUGGAACUGCUCUUGGGUCUCUUCUAAUAAUCUCUCAUGGUGUCAUGUUAUGAGUAACAACCACUGCACUGUGUGUUCAGGAAAGUGUCAUUACACCAAACACGUCAAAGAGAACAAAAAGUAUGUGACUAAGACAGAGGAGGUCAUUAUGACAUUUAAUGAGCUUCAACAGCAAUAUGAAGACCGAGAACAACAGCCUGAAAUCAGCUUUGACAAGAAAAAAUAUGAAAAUACUAAAAAGAAACACGAAGAAAUCAUGAAAGGAACAGAGAUAGAAGAUGAAUUGAUCAAGGAUCUGAAGAAAAAUAAAUCUGAAAAGUCUAAACUGCUGCAGGAAGCUUAUAUGAGCAUCAUGAGACUUUCUUACAUUGCUCUAAAAGCAGACAGCGCUUUCACUCUUCAGCAUCUGGAUUUCCUGAUUCCCAGACUGAAGGAGGAAGAGGGAAAAGAGGAAUGGGUGAAGAAGCUGGAGGAGCUGAAGAAAGCUGAAGAAAAGCAGAACAACAAAGGAGCUUUACGUCAUUUGGUGGAUUACAGCAAGCAAACAUGGAACCAGUUUUUCAGUCGUUUUACUGGUAAAAAUGAAUAAAUGAGCAACAAAUAUGAAAGUACAAGAUGAAAAAGCAGAGCAGAUGCUGAUCUAUAAGAGAAAUAUCAAAUAAUAAAUUCAUAAUAACUAUUUCAAGAGUAAAAUAGAACAAUAAUACUUGUUUAAUAACAGCAUUCUGUAAAAACCGACAAGUGAUUUUAACAAAGUACUUAAUUUUGCAUAUUGCUAUAUUUUAUUUUAUUGUAUAAGUUUAAUAAGAAACUUCUAA